Hibiscus syriacus is the source of this 2379-nucleotide messenger RNA. Its product is annotated as beta-glucosidase BoGH3B-like. Gene Ontology annotation, molecular function: beta-glucosidase activity. NCBI's taxonomy places the organism in Eukaryota, Viridiplantae, Streptophyta, Magnoliopsida, Malvales, Malvaceae. The transcript is spliced from 12 exons. Bases 171 to 2147 code for a protein of 658 amino acids. The record is from RefSeq and is a predicted model, not a curated record. Gene Ontology annotation, biological process: glucan catabolic process.
UCUCUCCUCCUUUGUCUCUGAAGUAAAUGAAAAAGACAAAAACCAAAAAUCAAGACUUUGCUGCAACUUCUAACAUUCCAGAACCAUAAAUUAAAGCACUUCACUAAUCACUUGCGUAUUACUUUCUGGUGUUCUCAGCUUAAAGGGGUAUCAUUAUUUUGCUUUUAUAUAUGGGGAUGAGUUCUGUGAAGCUGCUGCUGGCGGCGGCUUUGUGGUUGGAAAUGGUGGCCGGAGCCGAGUAUGUCAGGUACAAAGAUCCCAAGCAACCAGUAGCUGCUAGAGUUAAGGAUCUGAUGUCCAGAAUGACAUUAGCUGAGAAGAUUGGCCAAAUGACCCAGAUUGAUCGAAGUGUUGCUACUGAACAGAUAUUGAGAGAUUACUCCAUUGGGAGUGUGUUGAGUGGUGGUGGGAGUGAGCCACUUCCGGAGGCUAGGGCCGAGGCUUGGAUCAAUAUGGUUAAUAGGUUUCAGAAUGGAUCUCUGUCUAGUCGCUUAGGAAUUCCGAUGAUUUAUGGCAUUGAUGCUAUUCAUGGACACAACAAUGUGUAUAAUGCUACAAUAUUUCCACAUAAUGUGGGGCUCGGGGCAACCAGAGAUCCUGAGCUGGUGAAGAAGAUUGGUGCUGCAACUGCUCUCGAAGUGAGAGCUACUGGGAUUCCUUACGUCUUUGCUCCAUGCAUUGCGGUAUGUAGAGAUCCAAGGUGGGGUCGGUGUUAUGAAAGCUACAGCGAGGAUCAUAAAGUUGUGGAACAAAUGACAGAUAUCAUACCUGGUCUGCAAGGAGAUAUUCCCUCUGGUUCACGCAAAGGGUUUCCCUAUGUCGGUGGAAAGGACAAGGUUGCAGCUUGUGCUAAGCACUUUGUAGGCGAUGGCGGGACAACUCGGGGCAUCAAUGAAAACAACACUGUGAUUGACAUGCAUGGGUUGCUUAGCACGUACAUGCCUGCUUAUGCUCAAUCGAUUAUCAAGGGUGUUUCAACCGUUAUGGUUUCCUACUCUAGCUGGAACGGACAAAAGAUGCAUGCAAACCGUGAGCUAAUUUCUGGUUUCCUCAAGAACACUCUUAAGUUUAAGGGUUUCGUAAUAUCAGAUUGGCAGGGAAUAGAUAAGAUCACCUCACCACCACAUUUGAACUAUACGUACUCUGUUCAAGCAGCGAUUCAAGCUGGCAUCGACAUGGUCAUGGUCCCCUACAACCUUACAGAGUUCGUACGUGAUCUAACUAAUCUAGUGAAUGGUAAAGUUAUUCCGAUGGACCGCAUUGAUGACGCAGUGCAAAGAAUUUUGAUAGUCAAAUUCACUAUGGGAUUCUUUGAGAACCCUAUGGCUGAUUUUAGUCUAGUUCCCGAGCUCGGAAGCCAGGCACACCGAGACUUGGCGAGGGAAGCUGUGCGAAAAUCACUUGUAUUGCUGAAGAACGGGAAACCCGGAAGUACUCCGCUACUGCCUCUUCCGAAGAAAGCAUCAAAGAUCCUAGUUGCUGGCACUCAUGCUGAUAAUUUGGGUUAUCAAUGUGGUGGAUGGACAAUUAAUUGGCAAGGAUUUAAUGGCAAUAACGACACGAGGGGAACAACAAUCCUUAGUGCCGUAAAAUCUACCGUCGAUCGGAGUACUGAAGUUGUUUACCGUGAAAGCCCUGAUGCCAACUUUGUGAAAUCUAACAAAUUUGAUUAUGCAAUCGUUGCUGUUGGUGAGCCCCCUUAUGCUGAGACUGCAGGGGAUAGCGCAGACCUUACGAUGAUAGACCCUGGCCCAAGUGUCAUUAAUGAUGUCUGUGGAAAUGUCAAGUGUGUGACUGUUAUUAUUUCGGGCAGACCCAUCGUGAUUGAACCAUAUGUUUCUGUUAUUGAUGCUCUACUGGCAGCGUGGUUACCGGGCACUGAAGGCCUAGGUGUGACCGAUGUCCUUUACGGGGACUACGGAUUCAGCGGAAAGCUUCCAAGAACAUGGUUCAAAAAUGUAGAUCAGUUACCGAUGAAUGUCGGGGAUUCACACUAUGAUCCGCUCUUCCCCUUUGGAUUCGGACUUAAAACUGAUUCGGGCACGAGCAUUGUUUCAAGGUCGAUCUCAUCUGUAGCUUCAAAAAGGCCUUGCUGGUUUAUCCUUCUGAUAACCAUCACUUUGAGUUUCUGUUUCACAGGAAAAUAGCUAAAUAAGUGAAAGUUUUACUUCAAAGACGGCUGCACCGAGGUGGUGGGAUUCGUUUGGAGCGGAGGCUGGACUGUUUAAGCAUUGCUCAACAUGUUAUGAUGUCAAAGCAAUGUCAAAUGUGAUGGUAGUAGCAGUUUCAGCCAUUCUCGGCUGUAGAAACCAUUGGUAUUCUUAACUUUUUAUCAACCAAUGUACUGAAUCACCUUUAUGUUACAAAUUUUUCGUUUAU